UGGCGGCGAUGGGUCGGGCGUUUCGGUGCCCGCUGUGCCGGCAGACCUUCUUCUCGGGCCGCGGCCACGUGUACAGCCGCAAGCACCGGCGGCAGCUGCAGUUGGCCCUGGCCCGUCUGAUGCCCCAGGUGGAUGCGGCCCGCAAGGCGCUGGGCGCGGCGCGUGUGGAGCGGUCCGCGGGCGGCCCGGAGGCGGCGGCGGGGGCGGGGGCGCCGCGGGUCCGGUGGUGGUGCCCCUGCUGCCAGCGGCCCGUGCCCACCGAGCGGCAGGUCGGGGCCCUCACACUCCCGCACGCCGGACUCCUCCAGCACCUCGCCAGCCCCGAGCACAAGAAAGCCACCAACAAGUUCUGGUGGGAGAACAAGGCGGAAGCCCAGCUGAAGGAGAAAUUCAUAGUCUCCCCGCAGGACUACGCACGGUUCAAGAAGUCCUUGGCCAAAGCCCUGGACUCCUUUGAGGAGAAGGAGGAUCGGGUGAUCAAGGAGAUGGCAGCCGAGAUCCGGCAGGUGGAUCAGAGCCGUCAGGAGUUGGUCCGGUCCGUGUUAGAGUCUCAGGCGGCCCCAGACCCAGGAGAGGGCUGCUCUGCCCUCUGCAACCGGCCCGGGACUUGUGACAGGGAAGGGGUCCAGGAGUCUACUGCAUGGCAACCCCCAGCCCGGCUGAGCCCCCCACAGCUCGACUGGAUGGAGGAGGCGCAGCCCCUGACGUUUAUCGGGCACCAGGAUGUUCCAGGGAGGGGCAACAUUCACACAGGAGCCACACCUCCCUGGCUCCAGGCUGAGGAGCCUGAGGCCCCACCACCUGCCCAGGAAAUUGGACCAUCCUAUGAGGAGUUUCUCAAAGAAAAAGAAAAGCAGAAAGUGAGGCAGCUGCCCCCGGAGCGGGUGGGGGCCAACUUCGACCACAGCUCCAGCACGGAUGCGGGCUGGCUGCCUUCCUUCGGCCGCGUGUGGAACAAUGGGCGGCGCUGGCAAUCCCGCCACCAAUUCAGAGCGGAAACCGGGGCCAGAGGAGCCCGGGCCCGCAAAGCCAAGAACUGAAGCCGGACCCCAUUGCUCGCCCUCUCCCUCUCUCUGUGCUGUGCCUGCAAAUAAAAGUAUUACCUCUGUUCUCCUUGCUCUUCCUCGUGACAAACCACAAGGCCAGAAGUUGUUUUUCAAUAUUUAAUGUUUAGAUUUACAAAAAUCAGACCUGGAAAGAGAAAUAAAGAGGGUUCAGAGA
Messenger RNA from Tachyglossus aculeatus (Australian echidna), 1221 nucleotides. It is a transcript of the gene CENATAC, whose product is annotated as centrosomal AT-AC splicing factor. Bases 9 to 1040 code for a protein of 343 amino acids. The transcript is spliced from 11 exons. The record is from RefSeq and is a predicted model, not a curated record. Lineage: Eukaryota; Metazoa; Chordata; Mammalia; Monotremata; Tachyglossidae.